AUGUUUCGCAAGAAGAAAAAGAAGCGACCUGAAAUCUCUGCUCCUCAGAAUUUUGAGCAUCGUGUACACACAUCAUUUGAUCCAAAGGAAGGGAAGUUUAUUGGCUUGCCACCUCAAUGGCAGAAUAUUUUGGACACUCUGAAACGUCCCAAACCUGUUGUAGACCCUUCAAGGAUUACACGGGUACAGCUUCAGCCUAUGAAGACGGUUGUGCGAGCCAGCACAUUUGAAGUGGAAGGAUAUAUCUCUGGAAUACUCAAUGACAUCCAGAAGCUCUCCCUCAUCAGUUCUAACACCCUGAGGGGUAAGAGCCCUACUAGCAGGAGAAGAGCCCAGUCGCUAGGACUUCUAGGAGAAGAUGAACCAACUGACAUAUAUCUACACUGCGCUGAACCAGACUGGGCAGACAAAUAUGGAAACUACCUCAACUGCAAUGGUGGAAAUAAAUCGUCUAGAAGGCAGACCUUAUGGCCUGAUUACAAGCCCAUGUUGGACGGGCAGGCUCAUUCCAAUAGCCUAGUCAUGAAAGCUCAAUCUCUUGACCCUUCAGAGUUCCAAGGGGCAAAUAGCCACUUUGCCCCACUCUCAUCAGGUUUUCAGCACCAGCAAUACAUCCCUGUUCCUGAAGUAAACAGAGAAAAUGCUGUAGCAAGAAGAAACUCCGAAGAGAACUAUGGUCAGCCCUGCCAUGGGAGCCAAGCUAAUUUGAGGCCACCUGGAGAAGGUAGUCCUGGCUCUAAAUCAAGGGAAAACAGUUUGAAGCGGAGGCUGUUGCGAACUGUGUUCCCGUCAUCCAACCCUUCAAAUAAGAUUGGAAACAACCCACAGAUAAAGCCGAACCCCUUCUUCAGGGCACCCCAGCACUGGAGUUCACCGCAUAGUCCUGCAGCCAAAUCCCAGUCUCUUCCCUCUGACCAGCCUGUGCCUGAUUACGCUAGGAUUUCAGAAGCUGGUGGUUCCCCUCACAAGUCCCCAACCAUUGAACAUAGAAUUGGCUUGCCUCAAGGUAGGCCAUCGCCAGCAGGGUCCCCACGGAACAGGCACACCCAAACCAGCUCCAGCAACCUUCAUCUUCCUCUGGAUGCUAAAGCACAGCCAACCAGUGAGGAUCCAGCGGUGGUAACUCAUGAGCAGUUCAAAGCUGCCUUGAGGAUGGUGGUGGACCAAGGAGAUCCUAGGACAAUGCUAGAAAGCUACGUCAAGAUUGGUGAAGGAUCUACGGGUAUUGUCUGCAUUGCUCGUGAGAAGCAUUCUGGAAGGCAGGUAGCAGUGAAGAUGAUGGAUUUACGAAAGCAGCAGCGGCGAGAACUCCUUUUUAAUGAGGUCGUGAUAAUGAGGGACUACCAGCAUGACAACGUGGUGGAGAUGUAUAAAAGCUAUCUUGUAGGUGAUGAGCUUUGGGUGUUGAUGGAAUUUCUCCAAGGAGGAGCUCUGACAGACAUUCUCUCUCAGAUCAGACUGAAUGAAGAGCAAAUUGCUACAGUAUGUGAGUCAGUCUUGCAGGCACUUGCCUACCUGCAUUCCCAAGGUGUGAUUCACAGAGACAUUAAGAGUGACUCCAUUCUCUUGACUCUUGAUGGAAGGGUGAAACUUUCUGAUUUUGGUUUUUGUGCACAAAUCAGCAAGGAUGUACCAAAACGGAAAUCCUUAGUAGGAACACCAUAUUGGAUGGCUCCAGAAGUUAUUUCAAGGUCUCCAUAUACCACUGAGGUGGACAUCUGGUCUUUGGGAAUCAUGGUAAUUGAAAUGAUUGAUGGAGAACCUCCCUAUUUCAGUGAUUCUCCAGUCCAAGCAAUGAAACGGCUCCGUGACAGCCCUCCUCCCAAAUUGAAAAACUCUCAUAAGACUUCUCCAGUUUUAAGGGACUUCUUGGAGCGAAUGUUAACACGAGAUCCUUUAGAGCGAGCAACAGCACAAGAACUCCUGGAUCACCCUUUUUUGCUUCAAACUGGACUUCCAGAAUGCCUUGUGCCCCUUAUCCAGCGAUACAGGAAACGCACCUCUACCUGCUGA
This is a messenger RNA of Thamnophis elegans (Western terrestrial garter snake), 2013 nucleotides long. RefSeq names its product p21 (RAC1) activated kinase 6 (gene PAK6). NCBI's taxonomy places the organism in Eukaryota, Metazoa, Chordata, Lepidosauria, Squamata, Natricidae. Gene Ontology annotation, biological process: regulation of MAPK cascade; intracellular signal transduction; protein phosphorylation. The coding region runs from base 1 to 2013 and encodes 670 amino acids. Gene Ontology annotation, molecular function: protein serine/threonine kinase activity; ATP binding. Gene Ontology annotation, cellular component: cytoplasm. The transcript has 8 exons. The record is from RefSeq and is a predicted model, not a curated record.